Triticum aestivum (bread wheat) is the source of this 699-nucleotide messenger RNA. Its product is annotated as dehydrin DHN1. The transcript has 2 exons. NCBI's taxonomy places the organism in Eukaryota, Viridiplantae, Streptophyta, Magnoliopsida, Poales, Poaceae. Bases 100 to 501 code for a protein of 133 amino acids. Gene Ontology annotation, biological process: cold acclimation; response to abscisic acid; response to water deprivation. Gene Ontology annotation, cellular component: cytosol. The record is from RefSeq and is a predicted model, not a curated record.
GCACUUCUCUCCAUCGCAGUUCGCAACAGUUCAAUACACUUACUGACUUACACGACCACACGUAUAAUCUGUAGAUCGAUCGCUGUUCGUACCACCACAAUGGAGUACCAGGGGCAGCACGGCCACGCCACCGACAAGGUGGAGGAGUACGGCCAGCCUGUGGCCGGGCACGGCGGUUUCACCGGCAGGCCCACGGGGACGCACGGCGCGCAGCUCCAGGCGACGAGGGACGACCACAAGACCGACGGCGUCCUUCGCCGCUCCGGCAGCUCCAGCUCCAGCUCGUCCGAGGACGACGGCGUGGGCGGCAGGAGGAAGAAGGGGAUGAAGGAGAAGAUCAAGGAGAAGCUCCCCGGCGGAGCCCACAAGGACGCCACCGCCGGGCAGCAGCACACGGCGGUGGCGGGCGAGUACGCGGGCACGCACGGCACCGAGGCCACCGGCGAGAAGAAGGGCGUCAUGGACAAGAUCAAGGAGAAGCUUCCCGGCGGACAGCACUGAGGCAGCUAUGUGUGUCUUCUCUGUGUUCCGUCCAAGCUCGGCUUGGCUAGCAUCUGCAGGGAUGCCGUUACUAGGGAUAAAUAAUGGACUCUGGUAUACCUCGUGUGCACGAGCGCGCCCGCGUGACGCAUUUGUGUGUUCGUAUGGUAUGAUGUGUGUACAUCGUAAUAAAAACGUUUAUUUGUGUUUUUGUAGUAA